AUGGGUGUGUAUGGAGGCUUAGGGCCCAUGACCAAUGCAGUUCUCUGGGUUGAGGCUGUUGUAUUUGCCGUCUUUGUAGGGCUAAGGCUCUAUACGCGAAAACACAUUCUCAACUCCGUUGGUCUUGAUGAUUAUCUAGUUUUGAUUGCACUGGUUCUGCAAAUCCUUUACACUGCCUUUGUCACAGUAGCAAGCAUUUACGGCCUCGGGCAACUAUACGCUGAUGUCGGUGAUCCAGUCAUCUAUUUUACGGCUGUCAAGUAUGAGCUAUUCAGCCAGGUAGCUGGAAUAAUGGUCAUUGGCGUAGGCAAAGCGGCUGUUGGUGUGUUCCUUCUUCGAACUGUGCGGAGUAAAAGUCAGGUCUGGUUUAUCUGGGCUUGUCUUGCAAUCACUGCUUUUAUUACGCUUUUCGCCAGCAUUACUGUUAUAGUGCAGUGUAUUCCAGUUGAGAGAUCUUGGAACCCAACUACGCCAGGCUAUUGUUGGCUCGAUUUUUCCAAGGUUGGUUACACUGUUGGAUCAUGGUUUGUCGCCGCAGACUUCUCCUUUGCGAUUCUCCCAUGGUUCAUUGUCUGGGAUCUCAAUAUGAAACAGAAGGAAAAGAUCACCGUUGCCUGUGGUCUCAGUCUUGGAGUAUUUGCUGGAGCAUGUGGCAUUAUCCGCACAAAAGCCCUGGGAGGAUUAAAUGCAUCGGAGUACAUAUAUGAUACGGUACCAAUGCUCAUCUGGUCCGCCACCGAGAGCUGCGUCACGAUCAUGUGUUCGUCAAUCCCCGUCCUCCGUCCCCUCUACAUCCACGUCAAAUAUGGGAAAAAUGGCAAGAGCAGCUCUUCAGGUGACAGCUCCUAUAGACUGCCAUUGUAUGGCAGUGGUGGAAGGAGCACUUUUUCGAAAUCCGGCCAUGAAUCUUCAGUCAACGAGCGGAGUACUACUCAUCACACCACCGUCAUGAAGGAUAGAACAGAGAACGCUAGCAAUGAGAAUAUUCUUCGGGGUGCUGCGGGCAUCGAAAGGAUAGAUGAGAUAUCAGUGAGUUAUCGGCUAUUCGGGAAGGAAGCCUAGGGAAGGGUUCAUGGAUGAAUUCUCGUUUCUCUCUUUCGGGGCAUCAUAUAAUGGCUUCUCGACCAAAGGCCAUGCAAUUUUAAUGUGGAAAUUUUGUUCUCUUGUAUCCUCU
Molecule: messenger RNA, 1174 nt
Organism: Penicillium samsonianum
Lineage: Eukaryota; Fungi; Ascomycota; Eurotiomycetes; Eurotiales; Aspergillaceae
Exons: 5
Coding region: 1-1062 (353 amino acids)
Source: RefSeq, a predicted model, not a curated record